GGAGCUUCCGGCGGGGAGGCGAGAGGCUCCGCUCUGGCGGGUGUGAGGCGUGACGAUAGGGGCCAGCCGAAGGUCCCGCAGAACAGCGCGCCGCCGUGGAUGAGAGUCUCGUUAGGAGAGAGGAGGUCCCCGAGCCCGGCUGGGAGCCAUGGCCGCGGUGGUGGCCAAGCGCGAGGGGCCACAGUUCAUCAGCGAAGCAGCAGUGCGGGGGAACGCUGCCAUCCUGGACUAUUGCAGGACGUCGGUCUCGGCCCUGUCGGGCGCCACGGCAGGGAUCCUUGGCCUAACUGGCCUGCACGGCUUCAUCUUCUACUUCCUGGCAUCCGUCCUUCUCUCCGUGCUAUUGGUGUUAAAAGCCGGACGGCGAUGGAAUAAGUACUUUAAAUCCCGAAGGCCACUUUUCACGGGGGGGCUUAUAGGAGGGCUCUUCACAUAUGUCCUGUUCUGGACUUUCCUGUACGGCAUGGUUCAUGUCUACUAAACCAACUAGGAGCCACCUUGCUGCAGUGAUUUUUAAUGAAGCAGGACUGUUGCCAAAAGUCAUCUACACAACUAGGCCAGCUUACCUUUAAACCUUUGUUCAUUGCUUGUAUUGUUACUACCAUUGAUAAAUUAUGUCCCAGUACAAAUGACUCGGUAGCACUGUUCUAAUUAAACUGAAUGUG
This is a messenger RNA of Indicator indicator, 665 nucleotides long. RefSeq names its product ER membrane protein complex subunit 6 (gene EMC6). NCBI's taxonomy places the organism in Eukaryota, Metazoa, Chordata, Aves, Piciformes, Indicatoridae. Gene Ontology annotation, cellular component: membrane; endoplasmic reticulum; EMC complex. The transcript has 3 exons. Bases 149 to 481 code for a protein of 110 amino acids. The record is from RefSeq and is a predicted model, not a curated record. Gene Ontology annotation, biological process: autophagosome assembly; protein folding in endoplasmic reticulum.